UUCCCAGCAGUUUCGACUUAAGGUUGCGUCCUAUAGGGCACAAUGUAUAUUCUCUUACGUGUGUAUUCUUAAGGAGUAAACUGUUUAUGAAAAUAAUCCGAUAGCGGAACGUUUGCUAGCUGCUAACCUUUGAAAAUACUCCGUGCUUCGAGAAAGCGGGAGUUUUUUUUUGUUCCCUCUGUUUCAGCCAGCGGGGCUAAUAAUAAAAUACGGUGUUUAGUACUAUCAAGUCAUCGAAAUAGCCGUAUAAGAAAUGCUCCAAGGUUUUAGUCUUCGUGAGUGUUACUUAGUCGCAUUGUUUCUUAUGUGUAUGUAGGCUAUAACGUUACAGUCGUGUGUUCGCGAAUUCCAUCCGGUGUGUAAAACAAACUGAACUGAAAAACCGGCUUGUUGAUGUUAACUGUUACUUUGUUGAGAGGGCGAACCAGUCUCGGCUGCUCUCCCUUUGUUUGGGCUCAGGACUCGGCUGAAUCCAUUAGAGUUCCGUUUCAAACCUUCGAUUCGACCACUAACUCGAUUUUAGGAUGGCUCCACAAAAGCACGGCUCGGGUGGAAAUGGUUUUUAUGCGGGCACCACGGCUAAAGCCGCUAAUGGAGGAGCGCACGUAUCGUCCGCUGUUGUGAUGACUUCAGUGAAGCGACCCAAGAUGGAGCAGAUCCAAGCCGACCACGAACUCUUUCUUCAAGCGUUCGAGAAGCCAACUCAAAUAUACAGAUUUCUUAGGACAAGAAAUCUCAUAGCACCAAUCUUCCUGCACAGAACUCUUACAUACAUGGCCCACAGAAACGUGAGAACAAAUUCAAAAAGAAAGGGCUUCAACGUGAACGAUCUGCUGUUUAGAGUAGAGAAAUCAAAAGUGGAUCAGGAGUCCCACAACAUGGCUUCAAAUCUGCAGCUCACUUUCACUGGAUUCUUCCAUAAAACUGAUAAGCCAUUGCAAAACUCUGAGAAUGAAGAAAACUCAGUGUCCGUGGAAGUGCUGCUUGUUAAGGUCUGCCACAAGAAGAGAAAGGAUGUGAGUUGUCCAGUUAAGCAAGUUCCUACUGGCAAAAAGCAGGUGCCGCUGAACCCGGACAGCAGUCAAACCAAGCUGGGAAAUUUCCCCACGCUGGUGGUUCCCAGCCAAGAGUUCGAACCCAGUAACAGUCACAUGGUGAAGUCUUACUCCCUUCUGUUCAGAGUGUCUCGUCCAGGGGGGAGAGACAUCAGUGGGGUGACCAACAGAGAAACCAACGUAAUCGAAGAGUUGUCUAACAGAAAGAAGAGAUACUUCCCUCAUCAGGAUGAUGGGGAAACUACGUUUGUCGCACAAAUGACAGUUUUUGAUAAAAACAGACGCCUUCAGCUUUUGGAUGGGGAGUAUGAAGUUUCCAUGCAGGAGAUGGAGGAGAGUCCUGUAGGCAAAAAAAGGGCUACAUGGGAAACCAUACUAGAUGGCAAGUGGCUGCCACCCUUUGAGACCUUUUCUCAAGGACCCACACUGCAAUUCACUUUGCGAUGGACCAAUGACACAGCUGAGAGAGGAACGGCACCAGUGGCCAAACCGCUGGCCACACGCAAUUCAGAAUCAAGUGCGUUGGACAACAGCAAACCAAACAAUGUAAAGCCUCUGCAGGCAGUAGCUGUUGAUCCGGUCGGCAAUGAUCUGCCACUAAGAAGAGAGCAAACUCAGGUUGAACCUCGACAGAAACUCAGAGUUUAUUAUCAGUUCCUGUACAACAAUAACACACGGCAGCAGACGGAGGCCAGAGAUGACCUGCACUGUCCCUGGUGCACUCUGAACUGCCGUAACCUCUACAGCCUCCUCAAGCACCUGAAACUCUCGCACAAUCGCUUCAUUUUUAACUAUGUGCCUCAUCCUAAAGGAGCCAGGAUAGAUGUGUCGAUUAAUGAAUGCUAUGAUGGCUCUUACGUGGGCAAUCCUCAGGACAUACACUGCCAGCCUGGCUUUGCCUUCAGCCGUAAUGGACCAGUGAAGAGGACUACAGUGACACACUUCCUUGUCUGCAGACCCAAGCACUCAAAGCCCAGCCUCUCUGAGUUCCUGGAGUCUGAAGAUGGUGAUCAGGAACAGCAACGUACUUACAUCAGCGGGCACAACCGUCUGUACUUCCACAGCGACAGCUGCAUGCCGCUGAGACCGCAGGAGAUGGAUGUGGACAGUGAGGAUGAGAGGGACCCUGAUUGGCUCAGGGAGAAGACCGCUAUGCAAAUCGAGGAGUUCUUGGAUGUCAAUGAGGGCGAGAAAGAAGUGAUGAAACUGUGGAACCUGCAUGUAAUGAAACAAGGAUUCAUAGCUGACACCCAAAUGAAUCAGGCCUGCAUGUUGUUUGUAGAGCAGCACGGCACCACCAUUGUCAAUAAGAAUCUGUGCCGAAACAUUCUUCUCCAUCUGGUCAGCAUGCAUGACUUCGGCUUGGUCAAUACCAUGACCAUUGACAAAGCCAUGACUCACCUCAGAGAUCUGAAACAAGAAGAUGGCCAGGAACUGUCUCAAGACAAUGACACUAUCGGUCCUGCCGACGAUGGUGGUCCCAGCGGCGAAGGAGAAGUCAGUGUUUCAAAUCCAGUCAAGAACCAGAGUCUCUGAAACCUCCUGCCAGUGAUUGAUCCAUUUCAGAAUCUCCAUUGAAUCUAGUAUCAGUGGGCUUUAAGUGCCCGUGGAUGUGAGAAAUGCCACAUUCUGCACAGGCACUGAGUUAAAGGUGAUGUAGAGUUAGUAAAGGGUUGUGUGGUUUGAUGGCGCCAUGAUUAUUAUCUACAGAUCGUGAUUUUUGGCCUGACAUCAAUCUAAUGCGAAAAGCAAUUCUCUUUGUCGAUUGGAAUUACUUGAUGUCAUAAGUCCUCGUGAUGGACUACAUUAGCGGGUAAUUUCAAAAAUCUCCCUUUGUUUUUCUCUUCCCACACAACCCCGUAGCUCUAGCAAAUUUUUAGCACUUGUUUUAGGUGCCUGUUUUUAAAGGAACUAUGAAGAUGUUUUUUUUAAUAUAUUUUGAAUAUGGAUGGUUGAAAUGGCUCCUGCAAGCUUGCUUUUAUCGUAUACUUUUACAGGGGUUGGUGUACUUUUUCGGAAAACUUGAACUUUUUAGUUUUGCCCGUGUAUAGAUUUUUUUGUGUAUAGUUUUUCAACAUUUCUUUGACACUGUGGUUUGUGCCACCCCUAGAUACAGUUUUUCUUUUUUUGGCAUUUCAUCUGGACCAAAGUUUUGUUGGUCUGUUCUUGGUGACUAAAGCAAAUUUCCACAAUCUCGAACCACACUUGAAGACUUCACGAGACUCACAUCAAGGAAUGUCAGGAUGGGCAAUGCUGCAGACGGUCUACAUUGAAAAUGCGGUGUUUAAGUUUGCCGAGCCUUAACAGUGACCUUGCGACGUGGAUACCAACAGGUACAGGGUACGAAAAACACAGCAUGGUGAAAUGUCUCGCAGAAAUGUUUACACUUGCCUUACCCAUGAACACAUGGAUUCUUCAGCAGGGUUUGAACCUUUGGUGUACUUUAUGCAUUUAAAACUUUUAAAAGCAGGUUUACGUCAGUAAGCGCUGCUUUCGUUCACUGUUCGUAUCUUUCGGUGACAUUGUACUGCACACGACACUGUGUCCAGUCACAACCAAAUGCAUUAAGUCGAUCACCAAGCGUCUGCUCUGCAUAAUCCUUCCUUAUGCUUAUGUUUCCCAUGGAUUGAACUGUCUCUGGUGCCCAUUUGUUUUGAAUUUGCUUCGCUUUCAUGUGUUUCUGAGCAAUCUUGUUGUACGGUGUAUAUAAGUUUAGUCGUAUAAACUUGGCUUUGCUGAAGGUGAUUAUAUUAAGAUUAUUUUAGACCAAAGUGAAAUGGCUACAAUUUUUGUCUAGUUUUAUCAAGAUUUGAACUGAAAAAUGUAUGUCAUCCGUUUCCUUGCUGUAUGCAUCUGAUUUAAUAGAAGGGAGUCUUUUUUAUCAAUCUUUCCUGCUUUCCUAAGACUGUGCACUGGUAAAAAAAAAUGGUAAUCAUUUUUGAUCGAUGUUGAAGAUCAAUUAUUAGAAGUGGUUACACAACUCGCAUUAUGCUCCCAAUAGUUGCAUACAAAGACCAGCACCAGUUACACACAUUUGUUUGAUAUAAGAUGUUGUCAAAAAUAAAUAUAUCAUGAGUAUGGUAUAAACAUUAUGAAACCAGCUUGUUCAGUCAGUUAAAUAUACUGAGACAAGUGAUUGAGGUUUUCUAUUUAAAAUAAAGACUUGUUUCCCCCCAGUGGAUACCUCA
Messenger RNA from Triplophysa dalaica, 4243 nucleotides. It is a transcript of the gene suz12a, whose product is annotated as SUZ12 polycomb repressive complex 2 subunit a. Gene Ontology annotation, molecular function: chromatin DNA binding. The coding region runs from base 525 to 2591 and encodes 688 amino acids. NCBI's taxonomy places the organism in Eukaryota, Metazoa, Chordata, Actinopteri, Cypriniformes, Nemacheilidae. The transcript has 16 exons. Gene Ontology annotation, cellular component: nucleus; ESC/E(Z) complex. The record is from RefSeq and is a predicted model, not a curated record.